Molecule: messenger RNA, 324 nt
Organism: Paramuricea clavata
Lineage: Eukaryota; Metazoa; Cnidaria; Anthozoa; Malacalcyonacea; Plexauridae
Source: the annotation of a GenBank genome assembly
AUGUGGAACACAAUUAAUAAAUUAACAAAUAAAAAAUCUAAGACAACUACGAUCACCAAGCUUAACAUAUCAAAUGAUGAUGUUACUGAAGAUCCAAAUAAGAUAUCACACACUUUUAAUACCUAUUUCAAGACAAUUGGAGAAAAUUUUGCUAACGAACUACCAGACACUACCGAUGCACCUGAAUCAUAUGUUACUCCUAGUAAUUCAACUUUUCAAAUACAAAAUGUGUCAGAGGUAGAUGUAGUUCAGUUGCCCAUUACAUUGAAGAUAUCCAAAGCUUGCGGACAUGAUAAAAUACCUCCAAAGCUUUUGCAAGAUUCG